Molecule: messenger RNA, 1453 nt
Organism: Pogonomyrmex barbatus (red harvester ant)
Lineage: Eukaryota; Metazoa; Arthropoda; Insecta; Hymenoptera; Formicidae
Gene: Noa36
Product: zinc finger protein 330 homolog Noa36
Cellular component (GO): nucleus
Molecular function (GO): protein binding; zinc ion binding
Source: RefSeq, a predicted model, not a curated record
GUGGUAUUGAAAAUAGUAAUAUUGACCACGCCAGUUUCAUGAGCGGUGCGCGUUUACAGCCAUAACCUGUUGCGAUCUUUCGCGUGUGGCUCAUGCGGGUCUCAUAGCAUUCUGAGAUAACGGAAGUAAUCGAGUUUAUCGCGGGACGUGCCUUGUCAAUAGAACAAUAGAAAAUGCCGAAGAAAAAGACUGGGCAGAGGAAAAAGGCUGAGAAGCAGAAGCUUCGGCAGAAGGAGAUCAGAGCUGCCAAGGAGCAGGUCGAUUUGGCAAAAUUUCCUUGUAACUCCGUGAUGGAGUGCGACAAAUGCAACAAAAAGCAAAAGAGCCGUGCCUUCUGUUACUUCUGCCAGAGUCUCCAACGAUUGCCGAUAUGUGCGCAUUGUGGCAAGAUGAAGUGUAUGUUGAAAACAGGGGAUUGCGUGGUGCGUCAUCCUGGAGUCUUCACUACGGGAUUAGGAAUGGUGGGAGCCAUAUGCGACUAUUGCGAAGCUUGGGUUUGCCAUGGAAGACGCUGUCUCACCAGUCACGCUUGCAUCUGUCCAUUAAUGGAUGCUGUUUGUCAGGAAUGUGAGAGAGGUGUUUGGGAUCAUGGCGGAAGGAUAUUCAAAUGCUCGUUUUGUGACUGCUUCCUGUGCGAAGAUGAUCAAUUUGAGCAUCAAGCAUCUUGCCAAGUAUUGGAAGCAGAAAAUUUUAAAUGUCAAUCAUGUAAUCGUUUGGGACAGUACUCUUGUCUCAGAUGUAAGACAUGCUAUUGUGAGGAUCAUGUUCGUAGAAAAGGUUUUAAAUAUGAAAAAAAUAAACCUAUCCCUUGUCCAAAAUGCAGUUAUGAGACAUCACAGACUAAGGAUCUAAGCAUGUCCACGAGGAGUCAUAAAUUUGGUAGACAGAAUCAAGGUGGUCCAUCUGAAUCUGAUGAUGAAAACGGAUAUAAUAGUUAUGAAAAUCAAGAAUCUUAUUAUGGAACUGUCAGUUAUACCAAUGAUGAUGAUGAUGAUGAUGACUAUGAUGAUGAUGAUGAUGACGAUGAUGAUGAUGAUGAUGAUGAUGAUGAUGAUGAUAAUGAUGAUGAUAAUGAUGAUGUAGAAGAUGAUGACGAUAAUGAUAAAGAUAAUGAUGCAUCAAAUGCAGACGAAGAAAAGAAAGAUACCAAAAUACAAGAAACUUCAGAUAGUAAAAAUAAAGCUUAACAUAUAUUUACAGAUGUAUAAAAUAGUAAUAAUUGUAAAUGGAACAUCAAUUAAUGAAGAAAUUUAACCACGCACAAAUACUAAAAAAAAUUCUCAAAAAGAAUUGAAAUAUUUUAUAAGAUACAAAUUGAUUAACAAUUCCUAGAUAUUCAUAUGUAUAAUAUACACAAUAUUUAAAUUGAAUAAUUCACUUAAAAUAAUAAUAUAUAAAGUAUACAGAAUGAAAUAUAAGAUAAUCGUGAAGAAAUAAACGUUUAUUGUACAUG